Messenger RNA from Laccaria bicolor S238N-H82, 1215 nucleotides. Its product is annotated as glycosyltransferase family 50 protein. Gene Ontology annotation, cellular component: membrane; glycosylphosphatidylinositol-mannosyltransferase I complex. The record is from RefSeq and is a predicted model, not a curated record. The transcript is spliced from 6 exons. Gene Ontology annotation, molecular function: GPI mannosyltransferase activity; alpha-1,4-mannosyltransferase activity. Gene Ontology annotation, biological process: GPI anchor biosynthetic process. Lineage: Eukaryota; Fungi; Basidiomycota; Agaricomycetes; Agaricales; Hydnangiaceae. Bases 1 to 1215 code for a protein of 404 amino acids.
AUGCCCCUGUUCCGCAAUAUCGUGCUUUCUUCCGUUCUCCUCAGAGUCGCGUUGAUUCUUUACAGUGAGUGGCAUGACGCCCGCUCUCUUGUCAAAUACACAGACGUGGAUUAUCGCGUCUUCAGCGAUGCAGCCGCUUUUCUCCUUCGCUCAGGACCUGGGGCCACCAAUCAGGCGCGAGGAGACCCGUAUACUAGGGAGACAUUUCGAUACACUCCUCUCUUGGCUCUCCUCCUCACCCCAAAUGUAUGGCUGCACCCAUCUUUUGGGAAAUAUCUCUUUGCCGCGUGCGAUAUAAUCAAUGGCCUUUUGAUUUACCAACUUCUGGUGAAGGAAAAACUCGCCGCUAUAUAUGCGGCAUCUUAUCUCCUCAAUCCCCUCGUUUUCUCAAUCUCGACGCGCGGUUCUUCCGAGUCCAUUUUGUCGCUCUUCAUCCUCCUCACGUUGUACGCCGCGCUGAACAGUCGUUGGGAUGUGGCUGCUAUCAUGCUUGGUAUAAGCACCCAUUGGAAGAUAUAUCCCAUCAUCUAUGGAAUCGGGAAUCUGGGUGUCAUCGGUGCAGCGGAGAGAGAUAAAGGGUACUUCAGGACCAUAGUCAACUGGCGGACGACUAGAUUCACCUUGAUCAGCGCUGGGACAUUCCUCAUUCUUGGGGCAGGAUGCUAUGCAAUCUGGGGUUAUCCGUUCCUCCAUGAAUCGUACCUCUAUCACGUCCACAGGCUAGACCAUCGCCACAACUUCUCCCCUUACUUCUACCUCACAUAUCUGACAUACCCUUCACACGGCGCCUCCAAUGCGAGGGCUCCCGAGCUUUGGAGCAGGAUUCUCCGCUCACCUCUAACCAGCUUCGUACCACAGAUGAUCCUGACCCUGGGGUCAGGUCUUCUUUUCGGGCGUUCCGAGAAAGAUCUAGUAUUUACUUGGUUCGUGCAAACAACCGCGUUUGUCAUCUUCAAUAAAGUCUGCACAUCUCAGUACUUCCUGUGGUAUCUCUUGCUGGUACCACUUCUUGCUCCACAGCUGUUGCUAUCUCGUUGGAAGGUCGUCGCUUGUGUGGGUGUGUGGGUCGGAACACAGGCACUGUGGCUCGCCGAGGCGUACAAAUUGGAAAUGUUGGGUGACAAUGUAUUCUUUACUUUGUGGGUGAGGGGAUUGUUCUACGUCGUUGGGAAUUGCUGGGUGUUGAUACAGGUCAUAAAUGGGUACGAUAGAUGA